AGGAGAGUGAGAUUGAAAUAGACAGAAGAAAAGAACCGAAAAGGGCAGCAAUUGCCAUACAAUCAUGUAGACGAUGUCUGUAUUUUACGUUCGUAAAUGCUCGCUCAAUCAACAAGAGAAUACACGAAUCACCGGUAAUCUCAACAAUGUGAAACAUGAAACUUUCAGUAGAUGACUUUUCACCAGCGAAUUUUUCCUAAAAUUGUAUCAUGUGAUUGUGUAAAACAGAGUGUGUGUGUGUGUGUGUGUGUUCCAUACCCCAAAUAAAAAAGUUUAUAGUGAUAUGAAGUGAAAUAAACCGAAAGCAUUUGAUUGUGUAGACAUUUUUAAUACAAGCAAUUCGAUGGAAACCUACAAUACAUCAUCGACAGAUUUAUUUCUGUUCACUCCAUCAUACAGUUCUGUAAUCAGCAACAAUAUCAGCGCCAGCAACAACAACAUUCUAUUCAAUAUAAUGAAUCAUAGCAAAAUUAAUCCAUACGAUGAGCAGCAAAUUGUUGCAGGCAUGACCAAUGCAACCAUAUCCCCUGAACCAACCACACAAAUUUAUUGUAAUUUUAAGGCAUUGGCCGGAUUUUUGUCCGUUUAUUUCACGCCCGUAAUCACCAUCGCUGGCACAAUCGGAAAUAUCCUGUCGGUGAUGGUGUUUCUACGUACAAAACUGAAAAAACUAUCAUCCAGUUACUAUUUAGCAUUUUUGGCCAUAUUCGAUACGGGAUUUUUGUGGUGCUAUUUCGUCGAAUGGCUGAAUGUCAUCGAUAUUGAUUUGUUCAAACGUAAUGGGUUUUGCCAAUUAUUCAAUUGGUUAACAAAUGCAUGCUCGGUGUUGUCUGUGUGGUUAGUGGUUGCCUUUACCAUCGAGCGAUUCGUGGCCAUUAUGUAUCCACUCAAACGUCAAUCAAUGUAUACGGUGCGAAAAGCACGGGUAAUUGUUUGUGUUUUGGUCAUAUUCAAUGCGAUCAACAGUACUCCUCUGCUAGUGUUCACUAGCAGUGUACGCGUGGACGAUGUCGCCUACUGUAUAGUCGAUGCAAAUUACACAGAACUAAUGGAAUAUUAUAAUUAUUACGAUUUUUUCGUGGGAUUUUUAAUUCCUCUGACCCUUAUAAUCACGCUAAACACUGUGACAGCAUUUGCCGUAUGGAAACCAUCGAAAGUUGCACGAACCGUUAAAAGUUAUAACAGAUUCACAAGGGAGAAAAGUGUCAGCUUCCAUGGAUCAAGCGCACGAGACCGUCCGUCAUCUGACAUGGUAGUAUCAGAUCCAUCGGCACGAAUAACAAUGUGCAGGCUACUGAAUGGCCAUCAAAGUAUGAGGCAAUCUUGUCUUGAAACACAUCGACUUCGAAUAUCCAAUUCCACCCAAAUGAAAGUUACCAAAAUGCUCCUAGUCAUUUCGACAGUCUUUGUUUUAUUGAAUUUUCCCAGCUAUGUGAUACGCGUGUGGGUCUUUAUAGUUUCGGCCAGUAAUAAAGAUCAUUGGUACAUUAUAUGGCAACACUUUGCGCAAACACUUUAUAUCUGUAAUUUUGGAAUAAAUUUCGUUUUAUAUUGCUUGAGUGGACAAAAUUUUCGGAAGGAAUUGAUGGGGCUCUUCAGGCGCAAUGUACCGCAACGCUUUGAAGCAGGGACACAUGUUACGAGUAUUGUGUUUUAAGCAUAAACUGUCAAAUGUGUUAAUUCAUUGUAACUGUUUCAUCAUUCAAUAAAAUAGGGCAUUCCGCUUAUGAGUUCAAUUCACAAACAUACCAAAUGAGAAAAAAAAAAACAACUAAAGAUCGAAACACUUUUACUAUAGUUUUUUUUAGUGUUUUUCUUUUAGCUUAAAAUGCUGGAACAACUCUUUUUUCCGACUUGGACAAUUUUAUACAAAAAAAAUAACAACUCAUGCAUACAAAAAAAACCAUACAAUUAAUGGUGUUAAUUUUGUUAUUUCCUUAAUUAAAUUGCCGACAUUCUUUGGAAAAGCUUUUUAAUUUUUCGAAGAAAAAACAAAAAAAAAACUUUUUCGUUGAAUUUUCGCUAAAAUAUUCGAUGAGCUGAUCCAUACCAUUUUCAUUUCCACAUUUUAUUUCAAGUUAGCCGAAGUUCCAGGGCUUCCGUGAGAGCAUUUUGGAAACAUUCCGUUUACUGUGUGGAAAAUAUUGAACUAAAGUGAAAGUGAACAUUCAACGUAAUCUGGAAAGCAAAAAAGAAAAAAAAAUAAGUUUAACCAUCAAUAUGGAUUGAAGAUGUGCAAAGACCGACGUUGAAUGUCCCAACAUACAUACACAUACACGCUCACUCAUGUCAAUAGAGAUGAUGUUUUGUUCGUUAUAAACCUGAAAAACUUUGCAUAAAAACCAUAUUAAAACAUCGUGCUAUGGCUUGCAGCUAUGCCAUUCCACUGUUUUAAUUUUUCUCCCAUAUUUGUUGUGCAUCAAGUGAUUGUAUGGUGUGCGUUAACAACAGUUAAUUGAACACAAGGCAAACUCUCUGACUAUUGUUCAACGAUAAAAUCUUAGCAAGUUUAGUGUUUUUUUUUUGCAUUCGAGAAUGAAAAAAAAAAUAAAACUACGUCAACAACAACAUACAUUUUAAUCGAUAGAGAGAAUGGAAGAAACAAUGCAGAAUAGUUUCGGGUUAUAUACAAGUAUAUACGUACAUUUCGAUGCUGUAAAUAUCAGAAUAAAAAGCUUUUUAACGAGCAGAAAGAGCAUUAAAACGUAGCACUUAAUCGGUAGAGCCGACGUCAUACAACAAAAACUUUAAUCAAAAUGGAAUAGUUGAUAACACGCGUGUUAUCGUCGAUGCGCGUACCGGUGAUCGCCGUUCGUUGUCGUCGUCGUUGCGGGGGAUGAGAUAAUCUUUUAAUUCGAUGGAGAGAAAAAAGAAGAAAAUCAUGUGCCAAUGCAAACCAAAAAGCAAGGAUCUCGGUGUGAACACAUCUUGAACUGUAGCAAUUUCAGCUUUUUGUUUUCUUCAAAAGAGUGUUGGUCUUCUCGUGAAAUGUUCAUUCAUUAAUUAAAAUUGGCCUUGUCUCAUUUUUAUUGUAGAAUCGAUCUUAGUGGAUGAAACAGAUUAAAAUGAAAAGAUUGAAAAUACUUGUCUUCUCAAAUUGACUUCAUUUGGUCAUUGACAGUUUAAAUGAUGGAGUGAGAAUUGAAACGUAUAUACAUCGUCUGAAGUCAGGCAGUUAGGAGAGUGACCCAUAUGCAAUGCUACAUAAAAAUGUGUAUUUUUGUAUUAUAUCUGUAACUAAAACUAUUUUCAUUGUAUAAAAAAAAACCAAUACACCAUCUAAAUGUAGAAAAAUGAUUGUAAAAAGAAAAUAAA
Sitodiplosis mosellana (orange wheat blossom midge) is the source of this 3315-nucleotide messenger RNA. It is a transcript of the gene CNMaR, whose product is annotated as neuropeptides capa receptor. The transcript has 6 exons. NCBI's taxonomy places the organism in Eukaryota, Metazoa, Arthropoda, Insecta, Diptera, Cecidomyiidae. Gene Ontology annotation, biological process: G protein-coupled receptor signaling pathway. Gene Ontology annotation, cellular component: plasma membrane. Gene Ontology annotation, molecular function: G protein-coupled receptor activity. Bases 344 to 1657 code for a protein of 437 amino acids. The record is from RefSeq and is a predicted model, not a curated record.